This is a messenger RNA of Olea europaea var. sylvestris, 2451 nucleotides long. RefSeq names its product sterol 3-beta-glucosyltransferase UGT80A2-like. The record is from RefSeq and is a predicted model, not a curated record. The coding region runs from base 222 to 2192 and encodes 656 amino acids. NCBI's taxonomy places the organism in Eukaryota, Viridiplantae, Streptophyta, Magnoliopsida, Lamiales, Oleaceae. Gene Ontology annotation, molecular function: UDP-glycosyltransferase activity. The transcript has 16 exons.
UGUUUUUUCCGAAAGAAUCUUCGUUUCGCCACAAGAAAAUCUUACACGGGCCGGGCCCUUCGGCGUAUACUACGAUCUCCUGACUCCUGCUCUUUCCGUUUCCAGUACCCAUUCACCCACUCUCUAGAACGUGGAACCCGUAAACUUCCUCUCUCUACCUAUACUUAUAUCCAUCCUGUAUGUAUGUUCUCUGAGGGUUCUGGAAGUUUCUGUAGAUCUUGAUGGAUAAACGGCAGAGUGCUCCGAUGAAGACUGAUGAAGCAAGCUCGUCAUCGGAUAGUCAAGAGUUGAAGUCUAGUAACGUUGUUGAUAGUGAUGGUGUUGGUGGUGGUGGUGAUGCUGCGCCAAUUUCCAGUUUAGGCAGUAAGAUUUCAGGGAGUGGAGGAGGGAAUUUUUCUAGAGUGAACACAACGCCUCCGAAAAUUUUGAGUUCUGAUAUAUUAGAGCCAGUUCCAAGUGAAUUCAACUUGGAAAGAUCGAUAACUGAGGGGCAGAGACAUAAUGUUAUACUUGCCGAAGACGCUGCACAAAUUUUUGAUGAAAAAAUUACUGACCAUCAAAAGCUCAAAUUAUUGAAGAGAAUAACUACUGUCAAACAUGAUGGAACUGUAGAAUUUGAAGUUUCGGGAGAUGUUGGACCCCAAACUGUAGGAACUGGUCAUGAUAGUGUACAUAGUGAACUUGAUGAAGAACCUCUUGAUACAACAGAGCUUCAACAUAUUCCUCCAUUGCAAAUUGUAAUGCUUAUUGUUGGAACUCGCGGGGAUGUUCAACCAUUUCUUGCAAUUGGCAAACGACUACAGGUACUAGCCUUUACCUCAGCCAUGAAGCUAUACAGCUACUUUGGGAUUCAUGGAAAGCAAAAAUCAGCUAGCCAUGACUUCUCACUAUUCCACUUCCUGCUGCUUGUCCUGAUAACAGUAGUUAUCCCAUACCUGUGUAGACAUUUCUCCCUGCACAAAAAAGAUGAGACAGAUCCAGUUGAGCAAAUAAACGAAAUUCAGAAGUAUGGCUUUGUGCCCAGGAAUUUGAAGGAUGUUGAACAGGCCUUUUUAGUUCUCAUUUCCUCUCAGCAAGAUUUCACAAAACUCUUCAUUACUGGAUGCUCCCUUUUUAGUUUAGCAAUUCCCCAUUCUCCAGGUGCCCAAAAUUCACAAAUCUGUGAGUUAAGCCUUGCAGAUGUGGAUAGCAGAACUGUUGCAGGGCAUACACAUGUUGCAGAGGCAUUGGAAGUACCAAUUCAUAUAUUUUUCACUAUGCCAUGGACGCCAACUAGUGAAUUUCCUCAUCCGUUGUCCCGUGUAAAGCAAUCAUCUGGAUAUAGACUAUCGUAUCAGAUUGUUGACUCAAUGAUUUGGCUAGGAAUACGGGACAUGGUAAACGAUCUCAGGAAAAAGAAGCUAAAGCUACGCCCUGUCUCAUAUUUGAGUGGUUCACAAGUGUCGGAGUCAGAUAUUCCACAUGGAUACAUUUGGAGUCCUCAUCUUGUUCCUAAACCAAAAGAUUGGGGAAAUAAGGUUGAUGUGGUUGGAUUUUGCUUCCUUGAUCUUGCAACAAAUUAUGAACCUCCCGAGUCACUUACAAACUGGCUUAAAGCUGGUCCAAAACCUAUCUAUAUUGGGUUUGGCAGUCUCCCUGUUCAAGACCCAGAGAAAAUGACACAAAUAAUUGUUCAGGCUUUAGAAAUAACUAAACAGAGAGGGAUCAUCAACAAAGGCUGGGGUGGACUUGGAAACUUGGAAGUACCAAAGGACUUCGUAUAUCUGCUGGAUAACUGCCCUCAUGAUUGGCUUUUCUUGCAAUGCGCUGCUGUGGUGCAUCAUGGUGGUGCUGGAACAACAGCCGCUGGUCUUAAGGCCGCGUGCCCAACGACAAUUGUCCCCUUUUUUGGUGACCAACCUUUUUGGGGAGAAAGAGUCCAUGCAAGAGGUGUAGGUCCUCGACCAAUACCUGUUGAUGAAUUUUCACUUCAGAAGUUGGUUGAUGCAAUUAGAUUCAUGCUGGAUCCCAAGGUCAAGGAGCAUGCAGUUGAACUUGCAAAGACAAUGAACAAUGAAGAUGGGAUUAAUGGAGCUGUGAAAGCAUUCUAUAAACAUCUUCCUCGCAGAAAACUUGAGCCUCAGCUAGAAUCUGCCCCGUCAAGUUUAUUUUCCAUACGUGGAUGCUUCGGCUGUUCCCAAAAUUUUGAAUGAAUCAGUUGACUACUUGUGAGCAUUCUUUAGGUUUGAUUGAUCAUUGAUAGAAAUGAACAAUCAUCCCAUGUCCUAUCAAGACUCCAUGACCUUUGUUUAUAGCCAGCAUAAUUCACACCGUUUCUUUCCCAAAAUUGUAUCAAAUUGGUGUGGCAUGAUUAUAUAAUAAGUGAGACUCUCACUUAAUGUACACAGAUUUCAUAUCUUUGUAAUUAAUUAUUUUUUCGUGUAGUCAUUAGCUUGUGAAAGUUUUCGUUUA